CAAACCCACACUGCCAUUCCUGGUCAUUCCCUUCUUCUCCAACCUCCUUUUCAAUCCAGAUAUGUGUAGCCAGAGCUAUACCUUCACCUCCCGAUACCUGUUGAGGCAAGGCUGAGCCAUCGCGUGGGGUAACCUGGCAGCAGUCAGAACCUAAAUCCCAGGCCUGUCGUGUUAAUUCUAGGUAGUGCUGUGCAUUUGACGCAGUCCUGCAUCACUGACAACCUGUAGCAGUUCCCUAGCCACGUCCCGAGCAACUCUAUCCUCGGAAAGUGGGCCACAUCCCGUCCGUUCACAGCAGCUACACUGCUUUGUGAACUCGAACACUCACUUAUAUGAGCGAUAACUUGCCUUGUCUGAAUACCAUCUGUACCCCGAGACCCGCGGGAAGACCACGGGGAGUGGGCACUUUUCCCCAGACUUUGGGCGGCGAUCAAGCGGGUGCCGGCUCUUUCCCCAGAGUAUCAAGAGCUUGGUAUUCUCGCUUGUCUCGCCUGGGAAUUAGCCCCUAGCCCCUCUCGUGUCUUGUGAGUCUUGUGGGGUCUGGGGAACCGUGAAGGAGGGCGGCAGAGUCUGUUACUGGACCGGAGUCUGGGUAGUCUUCCAGAGCAGCAUACACUGCUGCUCUCGCUGUUGAUUGUGACAGCGGCCCUCUCGGACCCUACUUGACAACUGCCGCUGCCGGGUUCAGUCUCCAUCCUCAAAUCAAAAGCAGUGGGUGUGCACAAGGAAUCUGUUUGCUGCCGACUUCUCCCCAAUCCAUAUACCAGAUUGCACUCCAACUUACUACCGUCUUUGCUCAAUGCCUUUCCUAUGAACUUCACAAUAGCGCUCCGGUGAGAACACAUCAAGACAUUCCUUGGCUGAGGCAGAAUGGCAGGCGACAAUAUCGCACCGGCCCUACGAGCGGACGACAUUGAGGAUUCCAAGACCGAACAUGUGAGGCAGAGAACCCUGGGCAACGUUCGCCUUCGCCAUCACGAGACCAACGAGAUCAUCCUCAUCCCAAAGCCAAGCAAUGAUCCCAAUGACCCGCUGAAUUGGCCGCAAUGGUACAAGAAUUGCAUAGCCGUCCUCGUCUGCGUGGCUAUCCUCAUGUGCAAUUUCCUCGCGGCAGGACCGACCGUCACUAUCGUCAACACGACCGUGGACUUCUUCCCGGCUUCGCCUCCCACCGUCGAUCCAGCGGGUUUCAGUGCGAACAUCUCCAAGAUCGCCUACUUCUUCAGCACCACUGCGCUGCUUCAGGGAACUGGUAACUUCAUAUGGGUCCCUCUAGCGAAUAAAUACGGUCGUCGUCCUGUCUAUGUGGCUAGUUAUACUUUAUACCUGGCCACCGCUAUCUGGGCGAUAUUGGAUCACUCUUAUGGCGGGUUCUUGGCUGCGCGGAUCCUGAUGGGCUUCGCCUCCGGGGCAGCGGAGACCAUAGCACCUGUGACCAUCUCGGACCUCUUUUUCCUGCAUCAGCGUGGUACCAUAAUGGCCCUCUACACUUCUUUCCUGUCUGUCGGUGUGGGCUUUGGUAUGAUCAUUGCUGGCCUUAUCACUAUCAACAACGGCUGGCGUGUGAUUUAUGAGGUAGCGGCAGCCAUCAUCGGGUUCAUCCUCCUCUUCGCUUUCUUUGCAUUCCCUGAAACCGCCUUUUUCCGCGAGGACGCAGCUGUUGGUGAUGGUCAGCCCCCGCAACGGCUGUCAAGCGGGAAUGAAUCCGAGAAGACUCACCGGACUGCAGCUCGCGUCGCGGACAUUGAAGCUUUGUCUCAAUCUCAGCAAAGCCCCACCAAGAAGAAGAAGACUUACUUGCAAAGCCUGAGUCUCUAUAACGGCACCUUCACCUCAGAACCUCUAUACAAGAUCUUUGUGCGCCCCUUCGGACUAAUCCUCCUGCCUCCUGUGCUCUGGGCGGCCCUCGUCGAGUCCGUGACUAUCGGCUUCCUCGUUGCGGUCACCUCCAAUGUUGACCCUGCCUUCCUGGCCACGUAUAACUUCGAGGCCUGGCAGGUCGGCCUCUGCUUCAUAUCCGCCUGCCUCGGCUCCGCGAUCGGCAUCCCUGCAGGCGGAAAGCUCGGUGAUGUGGUGGCAGACCAUUUCACGCACAAGAACGGUGGCAUCCGGGAGCCUGAGAUGCGACUGCCUGCUAUCCUUCCCAGCCUGGUCACGACGCCGUUGGCCCUGGUCCUGUAUGGCGUGGGUAUCCAGAACAAACUACAUUGGAUUUGCCCUACUGUUGGAUUGGGUCUAUUGAACUUCUCGAUUGUACAGGCCACGAAUAUUGUGCUGGUCUACGUGAUUGAUGCUUACCGGCCUGUCGCUGGCGAGGUGACACUGGCUGUGAUGGGUUUCAAAUCCCUCUUCGGCUUCCUGCUCUCGUUUUACACGAACCCAUGGGUCAACCAGUCGGGGUAUCUCAACGCGUACGGCGCGAUGGCGGGCAUCUCAGCCGCUAUUCUCGUCCUCUGGGUACCUCUGUACGUGUGGGGCCGGCAUAUUCGGCACGUCACCUGGUCGUGGCCCGCCAUUUCCUACGUCCACUGGAGCGAGGAUCGUGAGGUUGGCGAGUGAACAGAGCUUUGUGUCUCUGCUAACUUCAUCUGUCGUUGUCCACAUGUAUUUGUGCUGCGAUUUGUAUGCUAAAAAGUGUCGAGAUUCACAGCUGUAUGCAUAUUGUGCGGAUGGGCUCAAUUUUAAAUCUAUUGAAGUGCACCUGGGAAACUCGAAGUGAGUUAAUAGCAUCAUGCUCUGCCACACGACUCACUCUCCCAAUCACAGUGACGGAAUCAAGUAAGAUCUUGUCAUCAUUGCUCAUCACUAACCACGAAAAGGGCCGAUCUACUGGAACUGGUGUGAUAUAAGGUUCCUCACGAAGCUGUCGACUUACACUGAUAACCCACCGUCCAAGACCAUGUUCUGUCCCGUAACGCUCUUAUUCUUCACGUAUGUUAGAACCUGUUCCGCAACGUCUUCAACUGUGGCCAAUGUCUUCAGCUUGGACGCCUCAGUCAUC
This is a messenger RNA of Diaporthe batatas, 3001 nucleotides long. RefSeq lists its product as uncharacterized. Lineage: Eukaryota; Fungi; Ascomycota; Sordariomycetes; Diaporthales; Diaporthaceae. Gene Ontology annotation, biological process: transmembrane transport. Gene Ontology annotation, molecular function: transmembrane transporter activity. The transcript has 6 exons. The record is from RefSeq and is a predicted model, not a curated record. Bases 871 to 2559 code for a protein of 562 amino acids.